ACAACAGGAAGUGAAGGUAACUAACCAAUCAGCUCCACGGAAAAUGUGUCAUGCGCGAUACAGCUUGUGAUGGCAGUAGGCUAUGGUGUGUGAAGGUUAACGUUAGUUAAAACGUUAGUACACUUAACUAUACUUGUAAUUUAAGUCGAGUUUUAGUGUGUUUUGCUCGCGUGUAUAGGGUGUUCCACUAUACGACGGUGUGCACUUCCUCACAGGCUAACUGUUCCAGGCAUGGCGGGUCUGUCCAGCUACGCCGUGCGCAUGGCCCGACUGAGCGCGCAGAUCUUCGGGGGGGUCGUGCGUCCGACAGACUCCAGGUCCAUGAAGGUGGUCCAGCUGUUCCAGGAGCCCCCCAUGGCCCAGAGGAAGGAGGUGUACGACUGGUACCCACAGCACAAGAUUUACUACUCCAUGACCCAGAAGCUCCGCUUCAUGGGACUGUUCAGGUACUGGAACUGCUCACAGGUUGGGCCUCGUGACAAAACUAUAUGCUUGUUCAUAAAUUAG
Molecule: messenger RNA, 507 nt
Organism: Sander lucioperca (pikeperch)
Lineage: Eukaryota; Metazoa; Chordata; Actinopteri; Perciformes; Percidae
Gene: mrps33
Product: mitochondrial ribosomal protein S33
Exons: 2
Coding region: 232-507 (91 amino acids)
Cellular component (GO): mitochondrion
Source: RefSeq, a predicted model, not a curated record